Messenger RNA from Centruroides sculpturatus (bark scorpion), 1775 nucleotides. RefSeq lists its product as uncharacterized. Gene Ontology annotation, biological process: G protein-coupled receptor signaling pathway. Gene Ontology annotation, molecular function: G protein-coupled receptor activity. The record is from RefSeq and is a predicted model, not a curated record. Bases 350 to 1504 code for a protein of 384 amino acids. Lineage: Eukaryota; Metazoa; Arthropoda; Arachnida; Scorpiones; Buthidae. Gene Ontology annotation, cellular component: photoreceptor outer segment; membrane. The transcript has 6 exons.
ACACUCCGUACAGGUUAGGACGAUUCGUCGAAUAUAUUGUAGAAAAAGCAAAUUUUAUAAAAAUCACUUUCCUGAGAGAAUAUGUAUUUAAUGAGAAUUUUGAUGGAUGUUGAUAGAAACUGAAGCAAACCGAUGAUAACCAAUUGGAAGCGGUGUGGCAACACUGAAAGUUUGCUAGAUCUGUCGCAAGAGAGAAACGAUGGUGACACAAGCAGACGGCAUCCAGACUAGAUAGAGAUACCAUCAGAUACAGUUCGUUCCUCUAACGAUAGAAUGAGGACGGAGAAACUGAUACGGAUCAACUGCGGAUGCGUUGCAAGAGAAUAAAGGAAAACAUAAACAGGAAAUAAUGAGCAUCAAUAUACCCAGAUUUGGCGGUAGCAUUAAUGCCAGUUUACCAGGAAAUCAGUCUUCCAAGCCAUCUUGUCAUCCUGCUCAGACGACUGAAGCCGCAAUUCUUUUCACUAUAUCUGUUUUCGGAAUGGUAGCAAAUUUAUUUCUGAUGUUGCUAAUUAUAAUUAAACGGCCACUUAGACGUUGGUCACAAGGAUUGCUUUUCCAUCAAGGGCUUGUGGACUGUACUCGUGCGAGUCUUCUCUUACCUUUAGGCAUUAAUGUAUUAUUUUGUCAACGUCUUCCCAAAUGUUCCUAUAUAGAAACGGCUUUUCUCAUUGUCGUAACGGUGUCGACGGUCAAUUUAUUAACUUCGGUCAUAAACGACGCACCGACAUUACCCGAGCAAGAUGACAUUUCUCUGGAGCCACAGUGGAGCGACAAUAAUCACAUAAUUUUAAAUAAUAGACAAUGUAUCUGUUUCGGACUUUUUAUAAUCUGGUUUGCGAGUUUGACAAUCAAUUUGGGUCCAACUUUUCUCAGUGGUACAUUAUGGAGUGCGCAAGAUCCUGACGCCUGUCCCAUGGUUUCCGGUUCUGUCAGGCAUUACGUAUUAAACGUAUUGUGGGUCACUGUAAAUGUGCUCUGCAUAGUUCUCACUGGUAUUCAUCUUCGUAAACUACACAAAGACCUAAAAGGUUCUAACUUAGACGCCUUGAGAGUUUCGGGUUUGAUGGCUACCAUGAUAUCUGUUCACCAAGAUCGAGAAUACUGUGAUUCUCAACCAGUCGGAGGGUAUAUCGAACGACUCGAACAGGAAGGAAUAAGGAGAGUUAAGAUGUUCGUCGUGAUUUUAGUGGCAUAUCUGUUGUUCUGGGGCCCUCUUUUUAUCGUAAUGUUGUUCCAACCUAACAUAGAUAGCAAAUCUUCUUCGUACGAAAUAGCCCUUCAUGUAGCAUUUGUGCACGCUUUUGUCAAUCCAACUCUAUUAUUGGUGCUACAUAAAAACUUGAGACAAGCCGCUGCCGAAUUGGUUUGCUGUCAUUGUUGGGUCCCGUCAGAUUUUGGAACUCUGCCUUACGAAAUUGAGCCAAACGAAAUUAAUCGGAAUUAUAUGAUUGUAGGAGAGAGAGGAUUCAGUUCAGCACUCCGAGAAACAGAUGAUGAAUAGUAGGUAAUAAAAUGAACGUAAACAUAAAAUAAAGUACUAUUUUUACGAUCUUAAUGGAUCAGAGGUGUAUAGUGUGGGCCACGCUACGUUCUAAUGAACAACAUAAAGCUACAGAUUUCAUUUUUAUAAAACAAAUAAUUUGUCCAUCUCGAGUUGGAAGCUCUGUUAGUUGCAGGGGUUAUCAUAAAACUAUAUUUAAACAGUGACAGAUUUUGUUUGUAGAUAAUGAACGUUCAGGUAUAAUAAUUCAGUUGUUUAAAUUUUAUUUAUU